This is a messenger RNA of Quercus lobata, 717 nucleotides long. Its product is annotated as secreted RxLR effector protein 161-like. Lineage: Eukaryota; Viridiplantae; Streptophyta; Magnoliopsida; Fagales; Fagaceae. The transcript has a single exon. The record is from RefSeq and is a predicted model, not a curated record. The coding region runs from base 1 to 717 and encodes 238 amino acids.
AUGACUAUUGAAGAGGAAAAGACAAUGAGACAAGUUCCUUAUGCUUUUGCAGUGAGAAGUCUUAUGUAUACCAUGCUAUGUACUAGGCCAGAUAUUUGUUAUUCAGUUGGCAUAGUCAGCCGAUAUCAAUCAAAUCCAGGACCAAAACAUUGGGAAGCUAUAAAGCAUAUUCUCAAGUAUCUAAGGAGAAUGAGAGAAUAUAUGCUAGUUUAUCGAUGUGAGGAUUUGAUACCUAUUGGUUACAUAGAUUCUGAUUUUCAGUUAAAUCUUGAUUUUAGAAAGUCCACUUUAGGUUGUGUGUUCACCUUGGGAGGUGGAGCCAUAAGUUGGAGUAGUGUUAAGAAAUCUUGUAUUGUCAACUCCACCAUGGAAGCUGAAUAUGUUGUUGCUUGUGAAGUGGCAAAGGAAGCUGUUUGGCUCAAGAAAUUCCUUUCUGAUCUUGGUGUUUUGAGAAUGGAGCAAGUUCCUAUCACAUUGUUCUGUGACAAUAGUGGAGCAGUUUCACACUCCAAGGAUCUAAGAAAUCACAAGAAAGGAAAGCAUAUUGAAAGAAAGUACCACAUCAUUCGAGACAUUGUUGCUAAAGGAGAUGUAGUAGUAGCAAAGAUUGAUAGUGCAAAUAAUCUAGCAGAUCCAUUUACCAAAACCUUGCCCCAAAGGACUUUUGAGUCACAUUUGGAGGGAAUGGGAGUUAGAUUAGUGCACAAUAGUCUUUAG